AUGUCGACACCAUCUCUAGGCACACUGCGAACAUCGCUGCUGAGUGCCGACAGCUUUCACCCCACACUCUUGAUCACGCUGCCAUCGCCCAAUGUGCCGGCCAAUUUGCACUCGCAGGCAUGCGACGCGAACCUGCUCGUGCACUUGCCCAGUGGUGUCUUCUACGACCCGUUCACAGCAAGCAACACGAUCAUCAAUGGUGGUGCGAGGAAAGCGAGGCGAGGCGAGGUGUUGACUGACUCGCGCGUGGAAUUGGAGGCGGCGGUGGGAUGGACAGCUCGUCCAUCUGCCAAGGCGGAGCGACAGUGGUGGGAGCGAGCCGAGGCAGACGAGAGACGAAGCGUGGAUAUGCAGGAUGUACUGUCUGCCGCGCUCAGGCAGGCAGCCGGACAGGUGGUUACAGACCAGCUGCCGGUCAAGUUAAGUCUGGAUAAAGACAGAGCCCGAGUCAAGGCAAGCGAUCAAAAUGGCAAGCAAAACCAAAGCCAGACGUUUAAGCAGGAACGAAGCACAGUGGUGAUCCCGGUUCCUGUAGACGAGUUGUUGACCGCCGAUGGGCUGUUCCAAGUGCACGUCCCACUGCAUGUCCGCUACCAUCCUCCAGCCACGCGCGAUACGCGUGAGCCGUCUGGUGUCACCCUGAUACGCGAAAUCGCGCCCUCCUCCCUCCGCCAAUUGUACUACCAUGUACUAGAACGAUUAGGCCACUCAUCCACGCGCCCGUCGACCUUGAACCAGCAUGCGAAAAUCACGCUUCUCGCACCGAAUUUGUACAUCUCGUGCUCAGACACAUCCUCAACCCGCUCACCGGCGUCCCUGCUUCCACCAUCGCAUGCACACCUCCAACCGCAACUGAUGGCGCACCUCACCUCCACCGGCACGCAGGCAAGACACAUUGUUGCUCUCGCGAGCUCAUUAAAGAAUGACCGUCUAGCGUUGAGGGUCCCAGUGCCAGAUGCAGCGGUGUUGGACGCAGUGCACGGCGUGACCAUGUUGACCGUGGUAGGCGCGGCGGUGACGGUGGCGUACCAUUUGUUGGUCAAUGUUGUGCCGCUGUUGGAAGGAGUGGAGAAGCUAGGCUAG
Mycosarcoma maydis (corn smut) is the source of this 1083-nucleotide messenger RNA. RefSeq lists its product as uncharacterized. The transcript has a single exon. The record is from RefSeq and is a predicted model, not a curated record. Lineage: Eukaryota; Fungi; Basidiomycota; Ustilaginomycetes; Ustilaginales. Bases 1 to 1083 code for a protein of 360 amino acids. Gene Ontology annotation, biological process: GPI anchor biosynthetic process.